UUAGUGUCUUCCAACUUUUGACACAUCGUUCAAUAAAAACAAAUCAACUUCGAAUGCUCGAAAAGCAGCAGGAAUAUUUAAUAUAACGCUAAACAACUUAAAUUUACUACUCUCAAAAGUAGAAGUGUAUCAAAAUUGUAGCUAUUUUCAGUCGAGAACCAAGAAGGAGCCUUAAAAAUGACACGCGGCAACCAACGAGACCUGGCCCGCCAGAAGAACCAGAAGAAGCAGGCGGAUUUGACCAAGGGAAAGCGAACCGAUAACCUCACCGUGGAGCAAAGGAAGGCCAGGGACGCUGAGUUAAUGCGGGAGAAGCAGAAAAAAAAGGAAGAGGCCGCUGCGGCGGGCACAAGCAAAUAGUCAACCCACUGGCUUGAUAGAGAUCUGGACUCCCGGUUGCAUUUCCGGACAGGUUAGGCUUAUAGUCAGUCGUUCGUCAGCCAAGACCCCGAUUCGCCCAAGGACCUAGGAUAGUUGGUUAGAAUGUACAUGAAGCAACAUACAUAAUUCACGAGAAUUGUAUACAACUACGCAUAGAUAUUACCGGGCUGUACAGCACGCGACAUAGCAAUAGCAAUAGCAAGUGCCACCCAAGGACUUCGAUUCUGUUCCGGUUUUUGUUCAUUUUCGUUUGCAGUGCUGCUGUACGAUAAUUAAGUAAUCUUACAUUUUAUUUCUCCACCUACCUGACUAAAUUAUUUACUGUAAUGUAUAUAUAUAAAUUUUCAAAUAAAACAUAAUAUGCAGCCGACAGAAAGACUCAAUUAUGUGUUAUUGUGUUUGACGAAAAUAUAUAUAUAGAUUAUGGCACUCGAUAACGGUCGAUUGCUACCGAAAAUUAACUUUAACUAAUGAAUCCCUUUUCUAGCAAAUAUGGUCGCCGAAGAGAGAGAUAUAAAGAUUGAUAAUCCCAGAGCAAUCCCCAUAAGUAUAGCUCAAGAAUGUUAAAUAUAAGCCUUAGAUCUUUAAAAUCGGAGUAUGAAUAGGGCGCUGGAUACGACCUACUAAACUUCCUGGUCUGAUUUAAGCAUGACCUAAUGAGGUAUUUAAUUUGCCUCGAGUCAUGCUGAAAUUUGCAUACAAUGGAAUAUGGAUAUUUGUAAAUGGCACGAUUUGAUAAAUAUGAAAGUAGCUGCAUGCCAAAGCUUGCCCCACAAAACUAUCGCCUAGAUGCCAAUAAGUCGAUUGCUAGCAUUUACCUUUUACAGAAUAAAUGACCAAAAACCUGGCCACUAACGACUGGCAGAUGCACACAAAAAACAUGCUGCUAAAUAAAAUUUCAGUUUUAGUUUAAUUUUAUUUUAUUUAUGUAUAAGAAAAGAUAUCAAGAAACAACAACGAAUUUUGCGCAAGACUGGUAAACUAAG
Molecule: messenger RNA, 1367 nt
Organism: Drosophila melanogaster (fruit fly)
Lineage: Eukaryota; Metazoa; Arthropoda; Insecta; Diptera; Drosophilidae
Exons: 3
Coding region: 178-360 (60 amino acids)
Source: RefSeq, marked reviewed